AUGCCUGGAGGUAUACGGCCGCCACCUGAAGUAAUGCUAGCGUGGCCGAAGCCGAAUAUGAUCGACCCCGAGUCGCAUGGGCCGUCCAGUAUCGUGCUCGCGUCUGUCUUUGGCGGUAUUGCGUUGGUUACAGUUGGGGUUCGACUAUGGGCGAGGUGCGUUAUCCAGCGUCGAGGCGGCUGGGAUGACCUCUAUGCUGGAUUGGCCGUGGUCCCCGUUCUAGGACUAGCAGUCGCAUUUGUCCUCAGCUCAGAGGUCUACGGCGCAAACCUUCACACAUGGGACAAUACACUACCCAAGCUUAUCGCGCAACGUCAAGUGGCACUGGCAAUGGAGACACUUUAUGUGGUCGGCUCUGGACUACUGCGCAUCUCCGUUCUCCUCUUCUACCGUCGAAUGGGCUUCCGAUCGGUAUCGCAAGGGUUCAUGCUCACUACGUGGGUCAGCAUAUUUUCCAUCAUCGGAUACAGUAUUGCCUUUCUCGCGGUUAUUUUCGGGUCCUGCCAACCACUCCACGCCUUCUGGGACCAGAUUGAUCCGGCAUGGGCGGCAUCGCAUACAUGGAAGUGCUACAACGAAGCGGUACAUAUCCUCGUCGCGACAUCUGUCGCAUUGAUCCAAGAUGUGGUUGUGACAACGCUCCCGGCAAUCUUGUGCUGGAACCUGCGCAUCUCGUUCCGUGAGAAGAUCGCAUUGGGCUCAAUAUUCGUUGUGGGAUACUUGACCGCCGUCAUUGCGGGAAUAAGAUUCUACUUCGUUGUACGAUUGUAUUAUUUCUCCUACGAUGCGUCCUGGGAUAGUUGGUAUUGCUGGAUGCUGGGUAUGAUGGAAUUGCUUAUUGCGAUUACAUGUUCGAGUUUGCCAGCGGCUCGGGUCUUUUUCAACCAGUAUAAGUCUUACGUCGAUUUCGUCGGCACUGCAAGAGGCAUCAAGUCGGUUUUCAGCAGAAGUACAUCUCGAAAGUCUAUCUCGGCGGAACGGUCGAGGAGAGCCUCGUCAAGCACUGUCAAGCUGACCGAGCCGGUCCAUUCUAAAAAUUCCACUACGUUUACGGAUGAAGGCCCCGAGAUAGAGCUGGACAGGGUGCAGAAGGUGCUUGUAUAA
Aspergillus bombycis is the source of this 1104-nucleotide messenger RNA. RefSeq lists its product as uncharacterized. The coding region runs from base 1 to 1104 and encodes 367 amino acids. The transcript is spliced from 3 exons. The record is from RefSeq and is a predicted model, not a curated record. NCBI's taxonomy places the organism in Eukaryota, Fungi, Ascomycota, Eurotiomycetes, Eurotiales, Aspergillaceae.